AUGUUAUUUGAGCGGGCUGCCGAGGCCUUGGCAACGGCGGAGCCCACCAUGCAGAAGGCCGCCUACUACGACAACGCGGGCCUCUUCGGGGCCUACGGCGGCUACAGCAAAGCGGACGCCUACGGCUACCCGCCGGGCCCUCCUCAGCCCUACGCCCAGCCCGCCCUGGACACCGACUACCCAGGCUCGGCCUGCUCGCUCCAAGGAGCCGCCGCCGCCGCCAUCCGGGCGCCUCCGGCCCACAAGAGCGCCGAGCUGAGCAGCAGCUGUAUGCGCCCCGCCGGAGGCGCCCAGGGAGGCCCUCAGCAGCCGCCGGGCCUAGCCGAGCAACAGCAGCAGCAGCAGCAGCAGCAACCGCCGCCUCAGCAACAGGCUCCGCCCCCCGCGCUGCCGUCGCCCUCGCCGCCCAGCAGCAACCCCGCCCACUCGGUUCCCGCCAAAAAGGGCAAAGGCGGAGCCAACGCCUCGGGCGGCUCGGCGGCCACUAUUAGCAAGCAGAUCUUCCCGUGGAUGAAGGAGUCCCGCCAGAACUCCAAGCAGAAGAGCAGCUGCGCCCCCGCAGGUACCCAGUCCAGCUCCACCUCCUGGGGAGCAGCAAGGCCCUUUGUGACUUUCAAGUGGGCUUCCCUUGGUUGCUCCAGUCCAGACACAUCGCGAAUCAGAGAGCAAGAGGCAGGAAAGAGAGAGCAGCAGCAGGAGGAGUCCUGCCAAGCGAGGGGCUGUAGCUCCGCUUUGCAUGCGGAAGGUCGCAGGUUCGAUUCCCGAGUGCCUCGCUCUGUGAUGCUAUGCAGAGCCGCUGCCAAUCAGGGUUUAGGCAAUUUCAGGGGUGCCAACGUGAAUAAAAUAUUGGGGCGGGAGGGGGGAAACACCCAGGUAAGCCCCACCCUGCAUAAUCAUUCACAAGGUGCGGUGCGCACACACACCAUUUGAAUGGCAAUGUCCAUCAACUUGAGGAGGCAGCCCCCUCAAAUAUUUUAUUGAGGAGGGAGGCAAAGGGACAUUGGCCCUUAGGUGUUUGCUCCUAUAGACAAUGCUAUGAAGUGGAUUGACCCCAGUGGUCUGGGUUUGGGUUGGAUGGACCCAACUGGUCACCUGCAGAGCUCUGGGCAGUUCACAAGCUAAAAACAACAACGUAAAAAACAAAAAAUACAUCAAAAAAACAACAACCCUGAAAACAGUAACAACAAAAGCCAAGCCUGGAUAGUUCAGUUGGUGUGAUCAUGGUGCUGAUAAUGCCAAGGUUGCAAGUUCAAUCCGUAUAUAGGACAGCUGCAUAUUCCUGCAUUGCAGGGAUCAUCACUGACCACUGGUCAUCCCUGGUCUUGCUAGUUAGGGAUGAUGGCUGGAGACCCAAGUUUGGGAAACCCUGGCCUAGAUGAUUCUCAGGGUGCCUUCCAACUCUAUGGAUCUAUGAAUCUAAUCCCCUUCCCCUCCACCAGCACACCAAAGGCCCAUCUAGUCCAGCAUGUUGCAUCCUGCAGUGUCUCAACCAAUGACAAUGGGAAGCCUCCAAGCAGCACAGAGCAGCAAAAGCCUUCUUUCGCCACCUUACCCAAUAAUUGGCAAACUUCCUGAACUUGGAGGUGGUGCAGAACCUUCAUGGCUAGUAGUCAUUAAUAUGGGUGUACCCAGUCCCCCCUUUUAACUCCCAGCCCCCCCAAUAUUGAAGGUAUGAGACCCAUCUAGAACAUCAGAGACCAGGCUGAGACGUUUAUCUGACUCUCCCAGCCCUGCAAGAUACAAGUGAGUUGGAGACAUCUUGCUGGUCUUUGGGAGAGCCAUGUAAAUGGAAUGACUUGUCUUGGCAACAUUUAUUUCCUCCCCCCUCCAGCUGUCAUUUGAACAUUCUGCCAGAGGGCGAAUUCUGUGCGACUUCAAAGCCUACAUUGAUGAUUUCAUAUAGAAAUUGCACCAGCCUAAAGAUUUCCUCCUUUAAUAUUGCCCUUCCCUUGCCUCUUCUCAAAGAGGUUAGUUACCCAAGUGCAUUUAAGGGGUAAAGUCUCAUUUAAAUAGAUGGGAAUUGGUUUUCAGUAAGGAUUUUAGUCUGGGGUAGGAAGAGGAAAAUUAAAUAAAAGUGCAAGGGCGGGGAAUGGAAUUUGAGGAACUCCCGCUCUUUUGUCAUUUCAAAGUUUAGGCUCGCAAGGAUCCCCACUGCAAAAUGCAUUGCUAGAAGUCUUAUUUUAAGGGGUGUCUUCUUUAUUGAAAGUGUCAUUUGUUUAAGAACUUUAAAAAUCGCUAAACAUAAGAAAUAUCCAAAAAGUGUACAAAAUGCAAAUGCACAACACACACACAAAAAAGAAAAUCGAUGCAACAUACAAUAUCACCAAUUUGCAUUCCAAGUGUCCAGCUUUCUUCUGGCACAUUGCAGUCAUCCACAGACCAUAGAGCUUCCUUCUUCCCACAUUUCCCACCAUUUUGCAACUUAUCCAUGGUGCUUUACAUCAGAUUCCACGACAACCCUUCCUUUUCAGAAGGGGAAUCUAUAAAGCCUGUAAUGACGCAAAAGCUAUCGUUACCCAAAAGGGAGGAGGAAACAAUGAACCAAUAAAUCCCCGUCUUUAUUCUAGCAGACCGGUCUCUUCUCCAGAUCCAGAGUGGACCGACCACCCUCCCUCUGUCCCUUACUUACUUACUUACUUUACUUACUUACUUAGCGUUUAAACCGCUCUUCAUUCUAAAAAAACGACAGAGCGAUUUAGAAGAAACACAAUAAAGCAAUAAAAGUAUCAAAUCAGUUAUAACUCCCCCAUCACAAAUAAACAGUAGCGGUCCAUCACGUUCUGAGACCUUCUGUCCCCAAGCGUGUGUGGCCUGCUUUUGGCGACUCUGUCCUCUGAAACCAUCUUGGUGGUGACAAGGUGGAGACCCAAGCAUUCCUCCCCUUAUUUGGCAUGCAGAAAGUUUACAGACUGUCUAAACCCGAGCAAUGUCAAAGGUGUGUACAAAAUGCAAACACGCAGUCUAACAAAACAUGUGUUUAUUAUGCAGACACGCUGACGUGGUCGCAGAUCCAACCACUGCGACCUUCUCCCUUGUCUUGAAAUGGCUGCUGCCAACUUUCCUGGGGAAGGGGAGCGUGGAGAGUUGUAAACCCGGAUUCUCCCCCACCCCGCGCGCCCGACGCUCUUCCUAUGGGAUUCCCCACUCUUCUGUCCUGCUAGUUAGAGCACCGCCUCGGAGCUAAUAAACGCGCCUGAUUUCCUCUUGUUAGCUGUACCAGAGGCGGCGGCGGCGGCUCCAUUGUCUUCCAAGUUUGGAGGCCUGGGCCUUGCUCCUGUUUGGGACCAGCCAAGAGAACCUUCCUGGGCUCUGUCAGGGAUCGAUCGAUUCUUCCAAUUAAGUUAGAUGAUUUACAACUCUCUCAUCUGGAACUGUAACUUUCCUAACCCUCUGAGAACCCCGGAGUUGGGAGAUCGAACCCCAUUCUCAUUGUAGACACUGGGCGACAGAGGGAGGGAGUGCUGUCCGCAGCUGAAAACCUCGGCUGUAGCACCGCCCGUCUCAAGAAAAUAAAAUAAAAUCCAAUGAAAUCGAAGGAUUUGGGGGAAAGUGUCGUUUGGAUCACCCUGUCCCUAAAUCACGCCUCUCCCGUGAGGAUAUGAGGCAGCGACCCUCGCUAAUUAAUGGCAAUUGUGCACGGGGAGGACAUAUCCCGGUCCUUUCCCCGUCCUGUUUCAGUUCGCUUUGAAUGUCCAGAUUUAAUACUUUGGGGGAAAGUGUGGAAUGGUGGGGUGUGGGUGGGUUAGGAUUUCAGGAGGAGAGGGACCUUCAGGAAAAAGAAGAUCGUGAGCAGCUAAAGAUGUUCCACAAAUAGAGGAUAAUACCAAUUCGGGCAGGUCUCCCGCAGUGUGGGAACUGCGCGAUAAUAGCGAUUUGUGCGCCUCUUUCCCUCCGCGCCCCGCAAAAUUGGCACCUAGUCCUCUGCUGCCCCAGAGUGCCAAAGCAUUUCCCCUCCCUCCCCCGGCCGCUGCAAUGUUAAUACUCUCAGGCUUUGUAAAUUAGCCAGCCAGCCAGCCAACCUCCUCUCUUUCUUCUUUCUCUCCUUUUUGGACAGGAGAGAACUGCGAGGACAAAAGCCCCCCGGGCCCGGCUUCCAAGCGGGUCCGCACCGCCUAUACCAGCGCGCAGCUAGUGGAGCUGGAGAAGGAGUUCCACUUCAACCGCUAUCUGUGCCGCCCUCGCCGGGUGGAGAUGGCCAACCUGCUGAACCUGACGGAGCGCCAGAUCAAAAUCUGGUUCCAGAACCGGAGGAUGAAGUACAAAAAAGACCAAAAAGCGAAAGGAAUUAUGCACUCCCCGGUAGGGCAGUCCCCAGACCGGAGCCCGCCUUUGAGCGGGCCCAACCAUGUAGGAUACUCCAGCCAGCUGCCCACCGUCAACAGCUUGAGCUACGACGCCCCGUCGCCGACGUCCUUUGCCAAAUCGCAGCAAAACAUGUACGGGCUGGCGGCUUACACGGCGCCUCUCAGCAGCUGCUUGCCCCAGCAGAAGAGAUACCCAGGCGCCGAGUACGACCAUCACGCCAUGCAAAGCAACGGCGGCUUCGCCAACCCCAAUUUGCAGGGCAGCCCCGUCUAUGUCGGAGGGAACUUCGUUGAUUCCAUGCCAGCCUCUGGCCCCAUGUUCAACAUCGGCCACCUCUCCCAUCCUUCAUCUGCCAGCGUGGACUACAGCUGCGCUGCUCAGAUCCCAGGCAACCAUCACCAUGGACCUUGUGACCCCCAUCCCACGUACACAGAUCUCACUUCUCACCACACAUCUCAGGGAAGGAUUCAGGAGGCGCCCAAACUGACGCAUCUGUAG
This is a messenger RNA of Podarcis lilfordi (Lilford's wall lizard), 4803 nucleotides long. The record is from the annotation of a GenBank genome assembly. Lineage: Eukaryota; Metazoa; Chordata; Lepidosauria; Squamata; Lacertidae.